Messenger RNA from Amyelois transitella, 612 nucleotides. RefSeq lists its product as uncharacterized. The coding region runs from base 1 to 612 and encodes 203 amino acids. Lineage: Eukaryota; Metazoa; Arthropoda; Insecta; Lepidoptera; Pyralidae. The transcript has 2 exons. The record is from RefSeq and is a predicted model, not a curated record.
AUGAUUGUGCAAAUUUUCCUCCUAUUAUCCAUCGCGAGAAACGCAACACCGAGGAGACACAGGGAGUCAUCAUCAGGCGAGAGUAUCGAAAAUCUUCUCUACUAUCAGGACUGUAAGCAUACCACAGCACCACCUUCCAGCACCGUCAGCUCACCCAAGAUCGAAAGGCUAUCUGACUCGAGACCGUCUUGUCCAUACCCAAAAAUGUGUUGUGCCAUGAGUUGUAACAAUGCACCAUGUGUCUCUGAACAGCUGAACAGCUACGGAAACCAAAUGCAUCCGAACUUACAGCCGUAUCCAAGGAUGCAGAAACAGAGGCAGCUGUAUGAACAGCCCCAAGUUUUGAGAACAAGAAAGAAGAAGAUUAGACCAUCCGCACCAAUGGUCAAUGGGAGACGAGACUUUGGGUUCACGAAAGAUAACAUAAAAAGCCUGAUAUCACAGGACGAGGAUAUCAGGAAGAUAUUGAAGGAUCUGGUGAGGGUCACGAUGCAGAAGGUGGAUCUGCAGGAGAUGAUCAAAAGUAGGAGAAUGGCUUUCAUCGCGACCAGUACUGAAGGUACAACUCUUGCUGAAAUUGCUGAAAAUUCGGAAUACGAAGUUGACUUGUAA